Molecule: messenger RNA, 1258 nt
Organism: Macadamia integrifolia
Lineage: Eukaryota; Viridiplantae; Streptophyta; Magnoliopsida; Proteales; Proteaceae
Exons: 7
Coding region: 2-1195 (397 amino acids)
Source: RefSeq, a predicted model, not a curated record
GAUGAAUUCUCAUGGUAGUUUAGGCUUCAAAAUCACCAUAUUUCUGUUAGUAACAAUUUUUUGUGUUUCUAGCGGUUCUAUUAUGGAGGGAAGACAUGUAUCAAAUGAAGAUUACUUGGAGGCAAAAGGAUUAUUGAAGCGUUCCCGUCGUCCUAGCAUUAAGAGCAUUCAUCUCGAGGAUGGAGAUAUCUAUGAUUGUGUGCCCAUAGAAAAACAACUUGCUUUUGAACAUCCUGCUCUUAAGAACCAUACAAUUCAGAUGGAACCAACUUCUAUCCCUGAGUCAGUGAAGAAUGAUAAAAGCUCAAACCAUACUCGUCCAUAUAUAGGACUCAAAGGUGGAGGAUGUCCAGUUGGAUCAGUUCCUGUUCGAAGAAUUCAAAUUGAAGAAAUAUUAAGCUUCCCUUCUGUUAUAUCUUUUGGAAGGAAAGAUGUUUUUAUCCCAUCAGAACAUCGGUGGGCUCAAGUAAGAAUGCUUGGAGAAUUUUAUGGAACCAGAGGAGUCCUUAAUGUAUGGAAUCCUAAAGUCAGUUCUCCUGAUCAAUUUAGCCUUUCUCAGUUAUGGAUUUUGAAUGGGGAGGACGAGACCAUUGAAGCAGGAUGGCAUGUUUAUCCACAAAAGUAUGGUGGUGACACUAGAACUAGGUUGUUUACAUAUUGGACAAAGGAUAAUUAUCAACAUACUGGGUGUCUCAAUCUUGUUUGCCCUGGUUUUGUGCAAGUGAGCACUAAAGCACCAGUUGGUCUUGCGGUGGAGCCGGUUUCCACUUAUCAAGGAGCCAAAUAUGAGUUUAGUCUCCGCGUCCAAAAGGACACAAAGACAAGCAAUUGGUGGCUAUACUAUCAAGAAGAACCUGUAGGUUAUUGGCCAAGCAGUCUAUUCAAAGGUUUAGGGAGCGGUGCAGCAACUAGAGUUGAUUGGGGAGGUGAAGUUGUGAACCCGAAAACCAAUAAUGGGAAGUGGCCUCCAAUGGGUAGCGGUAAUUUCCCUGAUCCAAACGUAGCAAACUACGGUAAGAGUUGCUUCAUUUCGAACCUAUCGAUUUUCAAGAAAGACUCCUCCUGGGAUGAGUAUCCUCUUAAUCCUAAUAUAUUUGCAAGUAACUCAAAGUGCUAUAACAUAAUUGAUUACGGAUUGGUUGAUACUCAACGUAGAAGAGUUAUCUCCUAUGGCGGACCUGGUGGUUCAUGUUAAUUACAUGUUUUCUUUCUAUGACUGAUUAAAAAUAUUUAAUAAAUGAAAAGAGUUACCAGUUAG